Molecule: messenger RNA, 827 nt
Organism: Dothidotthia symphoricarpi CBS 119687
Lineage: Eukaryota; Fungi; Ascomycota; Dothideomycetes; Pleosporales; Dothidotthiaceae
Exons: 2
Coding region: 39-827 (262 amino acids)
Source: RefSeq, a predicted model, not a curated record
AGCGUAAAUGUACAAGCUCCAGCCUCACCACCACCGCCAUGUCGCUCCGCAAGUUCCUGCCUGCACGAUCUGUGCAUCUGCGCAUAAUACCACGGCCAGCAAAUUUAUCAGAGAGCCGUGAGAUCUUCCGAGUAUUGCAGCGCUUUGGGGAGAUUAGCAUGUACAAAUCCUUGCGGUAUGAAUACCACAACCCCGCCGACAACAUCGCGCUAGCCAUCUACCGCUCCGCCGACGCAGCGCAACACGCCCUCGACGCCUCCCCCAUCCGCUUCGCCCUCGAGAAAGUCGUGCCCACGGACAGCGAAAACACACAGCCCCUAAACGCCGAAGAGCAGCUAGAAGAGAACCUCGACCUGCACAACGCAUCCCCAAACACUGGUAUAGACGAGAUGCUGCGCCCCAGCACGCUGUCCGCGCGUUCCUCCCUCCCUCCCACCAGCACCCCCCGCGAUCCAGACCAAACCCCCCAAACACACCCACCAUCCAUGCCCUUCGCGGCCCCCACAAUCAGCAAAACAGCAACAAAAUGGUUCCAAGUCACCGUCGACCAGUCGCGCGCCGUGCACCAGGAUUUCGUCGAGCGCCAGCCGUACUGGAAGCAGUUCACGCCCAUGAAGAGCAUGGCGCAGGAGGAUCUGAGUAAGCGGGUGCCGCACCCCGGGCUGAGCGAUGUUAGUAAGAGGCCGCCGAAUGCGCAUCGUACGCCGAAGAAGGUGUUGCGUUUGAUGAGCGAGUAUGUGGAUCGCCGGAUGGUUAGUCUGAGGGAGGUGUGGGAGGCGGAGCAGGAUAAAUCGAGGGGGAAGGUGGGGGAGGGGGGGAGGCGGUGA